UCAUCAUGCUCGCGCUCCGCAAGUCGCUCGCCCGGUCUUUUGCGUCGUCGCCGAUUCUCACGCCCGUCUCGAUCGAGUCGACGCGCAUGUCGUACGCGGACAUCAUUGACGACGAUGGCGGCGCGCGCGGCCGGUGGCUCAACCACGGCCCGAUCCUCGAGCGCAUGGACGUGCUCGGCUUCGCGAUCUCGGCCAAGCUCACGAAGGGCCCCGCGGCGACAAUCAGCCUCGACCAGGUCCGGUCGCACCGCCCGGUCUUCUAUGGCGACCUCUUCCGCCUUGAAGGACAAGUGCUCAACGCGAGCCGGUCGGCGACCUCGAUCCAGAUCACGGGGUACCGUGUCGACGUCUUGACGGGCGACAUCCAACACACGCACGACGCCAUCAUUACGCUCGUGGCCAUCGAUGGCCAGGGCCGCCCGCGGCCGUCGCUGCCGCCGAUGACGUCCGAGGUCGACCCGACCAUGAUGGACGAUCGGGCGGAGAAGGCGCAGCAGCGCAAGGAGCUUGCGGCCCGCUGGAAUGCGGUGCAGGAAGACGUCGACGCACUGCCGCAGGUCACCGCCGACAUGCUUCAAGAAUUCGAGCUGAGCAAGUACCGGCAGUCGUUCGUGCCCGUGCGGGACACGCUCGUCGAGGUCCAAAACUGGUUCAUGCCCAAGCACCUCAACAACAACAACACGAUCUUUGGGGGCGACCUUCUCCAGUGGAUGGACAAGGUCGCGGCGUUCUGUGCCAAGAAAUUUUGCAAGAGCGUCAACAUGGCGACCGUGUCGGUGAACCGCAUUAGCUUCAAGUCGCCCGUGACCACCGAGGACAUUGUGUCGAUGCGCGCGCACGUUGUGAGCGUUCGCCGCCACACGCUCGAGGUCGAAGUCGAGGUGUUUGUCGAGCGCAUGGGGUCGGGCGAGAAGAAGAAGUCGCACUCGGGUUACUUUACGUGCGUCAACCUCGACGCUGCGCAGCGUCCGGCGUUCAUCAAGACGGGUCUCGCGGUCGAUGAAGCCGACCAGGAUGGCAUGCGCUACCUUUUGAAGGCGCAGAAGCGCUGGGAAUUCGACUUGGAAGGCCAGCACUUGCACCAAUUCCCGCCCAUUCCGCUCUCCAACAAUCAGUUUCCCGUCCCGUUCUCGACCCGGCAGCAAGACAAGAUGAGCAUCAAGAUUUAGACAACAUACAUAACCCAGAAUAGAGAUAGACCACGAGAAGACUCGCUACAAAAAUGACCAGGGAGCUUCAACCCUACUUUUAUGGC
Messenger RNA from Saprolegnia parasitica CBS 223.65, 1255 nucleotides. RefSeq lists its product as hypothetical. The record is from RefSeq and is a predicted model, not a curated record. The coding region runs from base 6 to 1169 and encodes 387 amino acids. Gene Ontology annotation, biological process: fatty acid metabolic process; acyl-CoA metabolic process. Lineage: Eukaryota; Oomycota; Saprolegniomycetes; Saprolegniales; Saprolegniaceae. Gene Ontology annotation, cellular component: cytosol. Gene Ontology annotation, molecular function: fatty acyl-CoA hydrolase activity; long-chain fatty acyl-CoA binding. The transcript is spliced from 5 exons.